AUGUCUGCCAUACAGGAAUGUGGCUUUGCAGACAAGUUUGACCGUCCUUGUACCGAGUGUUUAUUUCAGGAAGUGCUGUCCUUCUGGGAUGUGGCCAUUGAUUUCUCUCCAGAAGAGAAGGAAUGCCUGGAGCCUGCUCAGUGGAAUUUGUACAGGGACGUGAUGUUGGAGAACUACAGCAACCUUGUAUUCCUGGGUCUUGCUGCCUCUAAGCCACACCUCGUGACAUUUCUGGAGCAAAGACAAGGGCCUUUGGAUGUGAAGAGACAAGCAGCAGCUACCGUGCAUCCGGGUCUCUGCAUCUUGUCGGAAGUGCUGUCCUUCUGGGAUGUGGCCAUUGAUUUCUCUCCAGAAGAGUGGGAAUGCCUGGAGCCUGCUCAGUGGAAUUUGUACAGGGACGUGAUGUUGGAGAAUUACAGCAACCUUGUGUUCCUUGGUCUUGCUGUGUCUAAGCCACAGCUGGUGACAUUUCUGGAGCAAAGACAAGGGCCUAUUGGCGUGAAGAGACAAGCAGCAAGCCCGGUGCCCUCAGGAACAAUAAGAAACAAGUUUAACACUCACAGCAAGAUCAUUGAUCAUAGCUCAGUAGGUAUUCAAGUCCAGAGGAUUCGUAAAGGGGAGAAACCCUACAAGUGUGAAGAAUGUGGAAAGGCCCUCAGUUCUCGUAAAACACUUUCUAUACACCAGAGACGUCAUACUGGAGAAAAACCCUACCAGUGUAAAGAAUGUCAUAAGGCCUUUAGUAGUCGCUCAUCACUUUUUAUACAUCAGAAAAAUCAUACUGAUGAAAAAACCUACAAGUGUGAGGAAUGUGGCAAAUUAUUUUACUAUCCUUCAAUGUUGAAGCAACAUCAAAGAAUUCAUUCUGAAGACAAACCCUACAAGUGUGAAGAAUGUGGCAAAGCUUUUUAUGACCCCUCAUUCCUUAAGCAACAUAAAAGAGUUCAUUGUGGAGAGAAACCACACAAGUGUGAAGAAUGUGGCAAAGCUUUUUAUGACCCUUCAUUCCUCAAGCAGCAUCAAAAAGUUCAUUGUAGAAAGAAACCACACAAGUGUGAAGAAUGUGGCAAACCAUUUCCCUCUGCUUUACUUCUUAACCAACAUAAAGAAACUCAUUCUGGACAGAAAAACUUCAAGUGUAAAAAAUGUGGCAUAUCCUUUUACUAUCGUUCAAUGCUGAAGCGACAUCAAAGAAUUCAAUCUGGAGAGAAUCCUUACAAGUGUGAAAAAUGUGGCAAAAGAUUUUUCUGUUCUCCACACCUUCAGAAACAUCAAACAAUUUACAAUGGAGAGAAACAAGAUGAGUGUGAAGAUUGUCAUAAAACCUGUUGUCAUUAUGCAGCUUUUAAGAGACACAAGAUAGCUCAUACUGGAGAAAAACCCUACAAGUGUGAAAACUGUGGCAAAGGUUUUUCCUCAUCUUCAUCCCUUCGAAGGCAUCAAAAAAAAUUUCACUGAAAAAAAUUUCUACAUAGGUGAGGAAUGGGGAAAGGCCUUUGUUACUUUUUAUUUUCCUGAAUACUAGGUAGUCCAUACUGGGGAGAAACCUGACAACAGUCUUAAAAAGUUACAAUUCCUCAGCCCUCAGAAGAUAUCAAAUGAGUCAUUCUGAAUGCAAACUCCGUGAGUGUGUGCAGUGUGGCAAAAUCUUUGCUAGCAAUUUAGUUCUUAAUUAACUCAAAUGAAUCCAUACUACAGACUGUUAAGUUAAUUAUUUUGGAAUGUCAACACAAACAUCUAAUUUCUAUCAGCACAAAUCCUAAGAAUGUUAUCAGAGAACAUUAGCGAAUUCUCUUUAUUGUAACCUCCCCACCAGUAUGUUCAACCAGUGUGUUAAAAAUCUGGCAUUAAUUGAUGAGUUUCUUUUCUCUGUAACUAUAAAUGUUCAAGAAACUGU
Messenger RNA from Psammomys obesus (fat sand rat), 1897 nucleotides. RefSeq names its product zinc finger protein 58-like. Gene Ontology annotation, biological process: negative regulation of transcription by RNA polymerase II. Gene Ontology annotation, molecular function: DNA-binding transcription repressor activity, RNA polymerase II-specific. Bases 1 to 1458 code for a protein of 485 amino acids. The record is from RefSeq and is a predicted model, not a curated record. The transcript has 7 exons. Lineage: Eukaryota; Metazoa; Chordata; Mammalia; Rodentia; Muridae.